GCUCACACACUUCAUUCUAGUGUUCAUCUCGUCAUCGCUGGACGAUAUUUCAAAAUGUUAAUUGAACUUUUAAUAUUUUUGGUGACGUCAUUGUUGGCAUACUAUGUUUACGUUUAUAAGAAAAUACACUGGCAUUACGACAACAGAGGAUUAAAGUAUAUACCAGGAGUACCGAUUUUUGGCAACGUAUUGAAGAGUACGUUCCUAAGGAGGCAUAUGUUUGAAGAUUUGGACGCUGUGUACAAGGAGUUUCCAGAUGAAAAAUAUGUGGGGUUCCUCGAAGGCGUUACUCCCAUACUCCUGAUCAGGAAUCCUGACUUAAUCAAAAGCGUUACCGUGAAAAACUUCGAUCACUUUAUGAACCACAAGAAAUUUUUCGACGAGGAAACGGAACCUUUGUUCGGAGGCAGUUUGCUGAUGAUGGAUGGUGAAAGAUGGCGCGACAUGAGGAUGACACUGAGCCCCGCGUUCACCGGCUCCAAGAUGAGGCACAUGCUGCCAUUCAUGGUGGAAAUCAGCAAUAACCUCGUGGAGUACUUGAAAGACCAUCAAUCCGAAGACAUGGACGUGGAAGACCUCAUCCGUCGGUACACCAAUGACGUCAUCGCGUCAGCAGCCUACGGCCUCCGCGUCAACUCGUUUAAGGACAAAGAGAAUGAAUUCUUCGUCACUGGACAGAAUCUCUUCAAGUUCAAUUGGUGGCAACGAUUCAUAUUCUUUGUGUCAAUCCAAUUCCCAGCAAUAGGGAAGGUGUUCGGGGGCUCCAUAUUCCCAAAAAAGACAACAGAAUUUUUCCGCGAUCUAGUGAGGAACACAAUGGAAUAUAGGCGAAAGAACAACAUCGAACGGCCUGACAUGAUCCAACUGUUAAUGGAGGCUUCGGAAGGUAAAUUAAAAAAUGCAGACACGGAGGAAAACGAUAGCGUUGGAUUUGCGACCGUUAAUGAAGAAUUGAAACACCAUGGACACACUAGAGAAUGGACGGAGAACGAGCUGAUUGGCCAGGUGUUCAUCUUCUUCGUAGCAGGGUUUGAGAGCUCUGCCAGCGCUUUAGUUAUGUGUGUCCAUGAACUUGCCAUUAACCCUAAUAUUCAGGAAACGUUGUACCAGGAAAUCAGAGAGUUCAAGGAGACAAAAGAAACUUUGUCGUACGACAAUGUAUCUGUUUUGAAAUACUUGGACAAUGUUUUGAACGAAACGUUAAGGAAAUGGUCACCGGCAGUCAUUUUGGACAGGAUAUGCAAUAAAGAGUUCAUAUUACCUCCGCCAAGGGAAGGUGGUGAUGCAUACAGAGUGAACCCAGGAGAUGUGGUGUACAAUUUUGUGAAUUCCUUGCAUAUGGAUCCUAAAUAUUUUCCUGACCCAGAGAAGUUUGAUCCGGACAGAUUCCUAGAUGAGAACAAACACAAUAUAAAGCCGUUCACCUACAUGCCCUUCGGAAUGGGCCCUAGGAACUGUAUUGGAUCAAGAUUCGCUCUGCUAGAACUGAAAGUCCUGCUGUACAACCUGGUCCUCAACUACAAAAUCCUGAAGGUUGAGAAGACAGCAGACCCGAUCAAACUGAAGACGGAUGAGUUCAACCUUAAAUCACAAGGAGGGAGUUGGGUUCGAUUCCAGGCUAGGGAAUAGUUUUUUGUAUUUAUAUUGUAGACAAUUAGUUCAGUAGUCAUUGUAAUUUUAUCCAAAUAAAUAUUAUAUUGGUUAUAAUAAAGUAA
Messenger RNA from Manduca sexta (tobacco hornworm), 1715 nucleotides. Its product is annotated as probable cytochrome P450 9f2. Lineage: Eukaryota; Metazoa; Arthropoda; Insecta; Lepidoptera; Sphingidae. Gene Ontology annotation, molecular function: oxidoreductase activity, acting on paired donors, with incorporation or reduction of molecular oxygen; iron ion binding; heme binding. The record is from RefSeq and is a predicted model, not a curated record. The transcript is spliced from 10 exons. Bases 55 to 1629 code for a protein of 524 amino acids.